Molecule: messenger RNA, 648 nt
Organism: Zingiber officinale
Lineage: Eukaryota; Viridiplantae; Streptophyta; Magnoliopsida; Zingiberales; Zingiberaceae
Exons: 2
Coding region: 1-648 (215 amino acids)
Source: RefSeq, a predicted model, not a curated record
AUGGUGAUGAGAAGAUUGUGCCGAAAAUUGGACCGGGAAGAUGGCCUGGAGACGGUGCUGGAGGUGCCCAUCCCGGAGGAAAUGUUCGCCGACGACGUCAACGCCGGCGGCGAGAUGAGGACUUGGCUCAACGCGCAGGCUUUCGACAACGCCGCCGCCGACGAUCAGCACCAGCAACAGCAAGUCUCCCGCCGUAAAUCCGAGCUGCAGCUCCUCCUCAACGUCGUCGGCUUGCCUCUCGUACCCUGCCCCGUCCCCUCCGAUCAUGCCUUCGGCGGCCGUUCUAUCCUCCUUCGUGAUAACUCCUCCCUCCAAGAGUCGUCGGCGAAGUACAUCAUCCACCAGUACAUCGCGGCGACGGGAGGUCAGGCGGCGCUGACGUCGAUAAGCACCAUGUACGCGGUGGGGAAGGUGAGGAUGAGCGCGUCGGAGUUCCAGGGGAGCGACGGCCCCAACGAGGUCGGAGGGUACGUGCUGUGGCAGAGGAGCCCCGACGUGUGGUACUUCGAGCUCAUCAUGGCCGGAUGUAAGAUGAGCGCCGGCAGCGACGGAAAGCUCACCUGGAGGCAGUCCGCCUCCAUGCAAUCCCACGCCCUCAGAGGCCCCCCGCGCCCGUUGCGCCGAUCUCUGCAGGUGUCGACACCGUGA